UGCUUCGGAUGAUGAAGAAGAACAGCACAACCUUCUUACAAGGGUAGCUAGCGACAGAUCCCCUGCAGACAGUUUAGUUCACUUGAACCCUACCUAUUGCGUGCUCAACUGAGUGACAUAAAGCAAUUGUCCACAGUCAGACGAUAGAGGUUGAAUUCCGGCAUGGAAAAUCAUUUCUCGAAAGUGCCAACUACAAUGAAGUUCUCGGUGAUUUUUGUGCUCAUGUGCCAAGUUCUUACACUGAGUUCUGGCUUCGAAUUGACCGUGCUUCAUGUGAACGACAUCCAUGUCCGCAUUGAGGAGACCAAUAAGUAUUCUGGAAAUUGCAAGGCGGAAGAUAAAGAGGCCGGCCAUUGCUUUGGCGGCCUUGCUCGUUUGCACACGGCUGUAAAGGAAGUCAAGGCUAAAGAACCCAACACCAUCUUCCUGAAUGGAGGCGACUUCUACCAAGGCAACGCCUAUUACACGCAUUUCAAAUGGAGAAUUGUGGCCCCCUUCGCCAACAUCCUUAAUUUCACGGCCAUGGCUCCAGGGAAUCACGAAUUCGACGACAAUGUGAACGGAUUUGUGCCAUUUCUCAAAAACACCCAAUUUCCUGUGAUAGCAGCCAACCUCGACACGUCACUGGAAGCCAGUUUAGAGGGAUUGAUGACUCCCUCGGUGGUUGUGGAACGUGGAGGCAGAAAAAUCGGCAUCAUUGGCUACGUCACGACUGACACUCCAGAACUGUCGAAUUCGGGUCAAGUUCGAUUCAUCGACGAAGUGGUGGCGAUCGAUCAAGAGGCUAAACGAUUAAAAGCCCAAGGCGUUGAAAUCCUCGUGGCUCUUGGUCACUCCGGGUAUGAAAAGGAUCAAGAGAUUGCCAAACAGGUGCCCGAUAUUGAUUUGGUGGUUGGUGGACAUACUCACAGUUUCCUUUACACUGGUCCGGAGCCGUCAACGGAGAAACCAUCGGGACCAUAUCCAACAAUUGUCAUGCAAGACAAUGGUAGAAAAGUUCCCGUGAUCCAGGCCUAUGCCUACACAAAGUAUUUGGGUCAUUUCAAGGUCAACUUUGACGAUGAGGGGGAAGUCACAACUUGGACCGGAUCUCCAAUGCUACUGGAUAACCGCUUUGCUCAAGAUGAAGAUGUUUUAAAGGAGCUCGUACCGUGGAAAGACGAAGUUAAGGAACUAGAAUUGCAAGUUUUUGCCCAAACCAAGGUGGUGCUGUUGGCCAGACGUGGCGAGGAAACCAAUUUGGGUAAUUUGGUCACUGACUCAAUGGUCGACCAUUAUGCUCAAAAUGGUAACACCGAUAAUGAUCAUUGGACCUACGUUCCCAUGGCCUUUCUUAACUCUGGUGGCCUUCGUGGAUCUUUUGAGAUUGGGAACAUAAGCGCUGCAGAUAUUUUAGCAGUGUUGCCAUUUGAAAAUACAGUGGAUGUCAUCACUCUGAAAGGACGUGACUUGAAGAGCGUUUUCGAGGAAAUGGCCAAGAGAAUGAACCCCGACGGGACGAGUGGAAAUGGUGGAUUUCUUCAAGUGUCAGGGAUUUUCGUGACGUUUGAUUUGCGUCGCCAAGAAGGUGAUCGCGUGAUUCAGUUGAAGACCCGUUGUUCCAAGUGCCGAGUACCCAAAUACCAACCCGUAGAUCUCAACCAGGAGUACAACGUCACCACCGUGAGCUACCUAGCCAAUGGCGGGGACGGAUAUCACAUCAUCAAAGACAAGAAACUCCACCACAUAACAGGAGCUCUGGAUAGCGGGGUUUUCCAGAACUAUGUGGCCAGGAUCCAACCUCUCAUUUCGUCUGUCGAAAAUCGAAUUACUAUCCUGACCAAAGACACUCAAGACUACCUGUUCUCUUCCUCCUCUUCCCCUUUCUUGUCAUCAACAAUGGUGCUCUCCAUAUGUUGUCUGAUAUAUCUAUUUUGAAUUUUGAUUCAACAUUACUGACCAAUUAAAAUGACCAAUCUCCAUUAAAUGUUCCCCAUCCGUU
Molecule: messenger RNA, 1981 nt
Organism: Tigriopus californicus
Lineage: Eukaryota; Metazoa; Arthropoda; Copepoda; Harpacticoida; Harpacticidae
Product: snake venom 5'-nucleotidase-like
Exons: 12
Coding region: 163-1917 (584 amino acids)
Biological process (GO): AMP catabolic process
Cellular component (GO): plasma membrane
Molecular function (GO): 5'-nucleotidase activity
Source: RefSeq, a predicted model, not a curated record